AGGGGGAGUGUGAGGUCGUCAAGGAGCCUCCUCCUCUAGGACUGUUAAAGGUCUGCUUCAUGAAGCCUGGGAAGUAUGAAAGUCCUCAGAACCAACACCAAGUGAUUCCAUUUGGAAAUGACAACAAUGACAUCUUAAACCAAGGUGACGCUUUGCUUUUUCAACAUGAGACAAGAAGGGCAGCUAAGAAUCAGAGGCUGACACAGAAGGUGAUUGAUUAGCUAUCGACCAGUGGUCCCUAACAUUUUUUGAGACCACUGAUGACUAUGAAAAAAAAUGUGAUAAAAAGUAUGGACCCUGCCCAGGGUAAACCAGAAGGAAGAAAAAGUUUGCCUAUACUUUUAGGAGCUUUAUGGACCCAUGUCUGUAGACACCAAGCUCAGAAUCCUGCUGUAAUUCAGAGCCUGGGCCCGGAGCCAAUCUCAACUUCUACAUCUGUAUUUUUCACACUACGCUCUUAUGAAAUCUCAGGAUCUACUGGCAAAAAACUUCAGUUAAUACUCUGGCUCUACUGAAUAAUAUGAAUCUCAGUAAAAUAGUUAUAAUAACACCACUCACAGAGUUGAUGUAUGAUUUAAGAAAGAUGAUGAACGUCAAAGCAUCUAGCUCACUUCCUGGCACAGAGUAGUCGUUCAAAAGGUGUUUGUUUCCUUCCCAAGCUUACAGGAAGAUUAUGAGAUAAUGCUUGUGAAGGAGGGCUGUAAACGUAAAGUUCUGUACAAAUGUUGACUUCCAUUGUCACUCACCAGCCAGCGCUCCUAAAGUCCAGAACAUAACAACUCUAGAGAAAUAAAUUGACCCCAUUGUUCUAAGAGACACUGGAAUUCAAUUCAGUAAACAUUUACGCCCCUCCCCCCCCCCAAAAUGAUAAAGACAAUCGCUGCCAUUUAUUGGGCCUCCAAUUGCAGGCCCUGUGUUUGGCACUGGGAACACAAAGAUGAAUAGACAUCAUCCCAGAGCUAGAUGCACGUCAGAUGGUGGUCACUAGGAGGCGUGGCAGCGUGGCAGAUAACAAGAAGACCGUGACAUGUGGCAAGAGGUCUGUACAGAGGUGGGAGCUCCAGGAGACAGCGGCCAAGUGCCUGAGAGAGUUGGACGUGCUUCACCAAGAAGGUUGACAUCUGCCCUGGGCUUUGUAGGAUGAGUAGGAGUUCAGCAGGAGGAAGAACUUUCCAAACAGAGGUAACAGCUAAAUCACAGGCACAGGGUCAUCCGCCGCUCCGCCACCGAAUAACACGUCGGCAGGAGCAGGAGCCCCGCUCAGCGGAAGAGGAAGUGCGCCCGCGCGAGUGGCAUUGUGGGAUUUGUAGGCCCGUGGGUCAGGGUGUAGCUGGGGCUGGGACCUGUGGGCCCCUGAUGUGGAGCUGGGGCAAGCGAUGGAGAAGCGUAGGGCAGAGCCGCUGAGAGGGUUCGUUCUCCCCGGCGGGACUGUUUGCCACAAGGCGAGCUGGCGAGGGGGUCGGGCCCGGCACCGCACUUCCCAGGAGGCUGUGCGCGGCGGCGGGUCACGUGAGCGGAGCGCGGGCUUUGGAAGGCGUCGGAGCACGACGGGGAUCCGCGGCGGAGCUGAGGAGGGUGCGGGACUGAGCACCGCCCUGGGCAGCCCCGGACCGAGCGCUAGCUGUCGAGGCCUCGCGCCCCAAAGGCCAGAUCCUGGAUGAGAAACAUUUUGGAGACUUCACUGGUUUAGAUCUCUUUCCCGCCUCCCUCUGUUGGGGGUUGUGGGAGGCUAGCCGGCCAGCAGGCACUGACCUCCCUCCCGGUAAGCCUUCUAGCAAAGCAGGCAGCCUGAGGCCGGACCCAGAGGAUCGAGUGGCUUCUGCGGGAGGAACGGUUCCGAGCAGGAGAGCUAGAGGAUGGCGGGAGGAGGGCACGGCUGAGCAGCAGUGAGAAAGGGCGGGCCUUAUCCCAGCCUUGGCGUUGGCCCCCCGACUGUGAAGCUGUCCCUCCUCUGUGUUGCUAUGGGAAUUCAAGGCCUGGCCAAACUGAUUGCUGAUGUGGCCCCUGGUGCCAUCCGGGAGAAUGACAUCAAGAGCUACUUUGGCCGCAAGGUGGCUAUUGAUGCCUCUAUGAGCAUUUAUCAGUUCCUGAUUGCUGUUCGCCAGGGUGGGGAUGUGCUGCAGAAUGAGGAGGGUGAGACUACCAGCCACCUGAUGGGCAUGUUCUACCGCACCAUCCGCAUGAUGGAGAAUGGCAUCAAGCCCGUGUAUGUCUUUGACGGCAAGCCACCACAGCUCAAGUCAGGUGAGCUGGCCAAACGCAGUGAGCGGCGGGCCGAGGCCGAGAAGCAGCUGCAGCAGGCUCAGGCUGCUGGGGUCGAGGAGGAGGUAGAAAAGUUUACUAAGAGGCUGGUAAAGGUCACCAAGCAACACAAUGAUGAGUGCAAGCAUCUGCUGAGCCUCAUGGGCAUCCCAUACCUUGAUGCGCCCAGUGAGGCCGAGGCCAGCUGUGCUGCCCUCGUGAAGGCUGGCAAAGUCUAUGCCGCGGCCACCGAGGACAUGGAUUGCCUGACCUUUGGCAGCCCUGUGCUAAUGCGGCACCUGACUGCCAGCGAGGCCAAGAAGCUGCCCAUCCAGGAAUUCCACCUGAGCCGGAUCCUGCAGGAGCUGGGCCUGAACCAGGAGCAGUUUGUAGAUCUGUGCAUCCUGCUGGGCAGUGACUACUGUGAGAGCAUUCGGGGCAUUGGGCCCAAGCGGGCCGUGGACCUCAUCCAGAAGCACAAGAGCAUUGAGGAGAUCGUGCGUCGGCUUGACCCCAGCAAGUACCCCGUGCCAGAAAAUUGGCUCCACAAGGAGGCCCAGCAGCUCUUCCUGGAGCCCGAGGUGCUUGACCCAGAGUCUGUGGAGCUGAAGUGGAGUGAGCCAAAUGAAGAAGAGCUCGUCAAGUUCAUGUGUGGUGAAAAGCAGUUCUCUGAGGAGCGAAUCCGCAGUGGGGUCAGGCGGCUGAGCAAGAGCCGCCAGGGCAGCACCCAGGGCCGCCUGGAUGAUUUCUUCAAGGUGACUGGCUCUCUCUCUUCAGCUAAGCGCAAGGAGCCCGGACCCCAGGGAUCUGCCAAGAAGAAGGCAAAGACUGGGGCAGCAGGGAAGUUCAAAAGGGGAAAAUAAAUGAGUUUCCCUCAUACCUCCUUGACCCCAGAAUAUCUGCCUUAUGGUACCCUCAAGAGCUAGCACUAGAAAAACCUCUGGGGGCAGGGAGGGGAUUGCGUUGCUUCUCUGGCUCUACCCUUCUCAAGUAGUGCUUUUCCCUUUUGUACUUGAUCUUAUGGCAGGAACGCCAUAGAGCUACUUUGUUUUCUCUUUUAGCUCAGGAAAGUAUGUCAGGCUCAAAACACCUCUCAGGCAAUUUACCGGACACUGAAUCUAUUGUUAAAUGAAAGUGAUAGCAACAAGUUUUGAAGAGGGAGUGGGAGAUAAACGGUAGAGAUAGCAGGCUGGACAAAAAUGAUUUCCUGGCUGGCCAACUGGUGGCUGAUGGGAGUGGGUGGUGGAACCAGACUGCACUUCUCUCUGGCUCAGCCUUGACCCACCCUGUGAGACAGCCGUCAGGAAGUCAGAGUCUUAACAGAUGGGGAGAGUGCUGAGAACUAAGAUAGGCAGGGAGAGCUAGAGUCCCUGGAGUUGGCAGUAAGGGUCUGAUUACUGGUUAUGUGUCCUGGGGUGGGCAGAAACUUGAACUUGCUAUGUAACUUGAGUCUUCACAGUGGUUAUUUAGGGGCAUAAGAUGGCGAAAUUCUAAUGUCCUCUCUGAGGCAGUCAACUGAGUUGAGACUGGGAUAAGAUGCUAUUUUCAUGUGCUGUUUUGUUUUAAAGAUAUGAGAAAAGUCAAUAAAAUUAUAAAAGUAA
Zalophus californianus (California sea lion) is the source of this 3842-nucleotide messenger RNA. RefSeq names its product flap structure-specific endonuclease 1 (gene FEN1). Gene Ontology annotation, cellular component: nucleus. The transcript has 4 exons. Lineage: Eukaryota; Metazoa; Chordata; Mammalia; Carnivora; Otariidae. The record is from RefSeq and is a predicted model, not a curated record. Gene Ontology annotation, molecular function: magnesium ion binding; manganese ion binding; DNA binding. Bases 1962 to 3104 code for a protein of 380 amino acids.